GGGCAGACUGCAGGUAACAGAAAUGGGCACACAGACCGACGGAUGUGGGCAUUUCUACCGUCACAUGACUCCACAGGCCCCAGUCAGGAUGUGGACACUAAAGACUGGUCAGGAUGUCCUCGCUCCAGCCAGACCAGAGGCCAUCUUCUCAUUUUAUAACCUGUCUCAUAGGAGACACUGGCAGUAUGCAUGUUAUCGAAGGGCUUUUAAACAUUCACAGCCAUUGUUUUCACCACUGUUUUAUUUGGAAGAGCAUAAGAAGCACACAAACAAUUUUGUUCUGCCAAUUGCACCAAUGUCAGUCCUGCUGUGGUCCGAGCCUGCUGUGGAGUCUCAGGGUGGGGUUAGGUGGAGAGGUGUCACAUUCCACCAUGAUGACCUCGUUCAGUUCACUGAACUCCCUACUCUCUGGUCUUUUCAUGCUAGUGUCUCCUGAGAUGCCAUUUGUAUUACAGUGAAGGAUGACCAUGAAACGUCUGUCACCUUGGCUUUGUUGUUUAUGUAGUGACACUGUGACAGGGUACAGUGUGUAUUCAUCAUCACCUUGUCUUUGUUGUUAUGUAGUGACACUGUGACAGGGUACAGUGUGUAUUCAUCGUCACCUCGUUGAGAGCCAUGUGACAGAGCCAAGCUUUGCGUGGAGGAAUGUCUCUGUGGUUUCCAGACACAAGGCAUGGUGGACACCAACUCGUGCCAGCCUGGGUGGGCAUCGUGCGUCAGAGGAGCUGGCAGGCCAAAUCGGGGCCCCAUGCAGGCCCUCUGUGCGUGGGGAGGGCAAAAAUAGCUGUUGUCAGAUAUACUGUACAUUCAAACAUAGACAUAUACAUUGUAGAGUGUACUUUCGUGCACAUAAACAAACAUCUGUCUCUUCUUCUCUGUGUUGGGACCAUGGUCUAGAUGCCAGUUUGUGGCCUCUACACAAUUAAGGUAAUCACUUAGCCAGUUAGCGUCAUUGUUGAAAACACCAAACAGUAGACUUAGCCUACUUCCUGAAUCUCUCUCCUUGUUCUUCCCGAAAGAGUUGAGCGGAGCCCUGCCAGUGUGUUAGGCGAACCCUUCCUGUGUCACUGUGCUGGGGUGAUGCAGGCUUGGAGGUAGGGGCUCAUUAUGCUGCCUCUGCAUUGUGCACAUACUGUCCCCAGCCUGCCCUGCCAGGGGCUCUGAGCCUGGCCUGGGGUGGGCUUGGGGAUAUGGGUCAACCAAGACCUCACCACAGACUGACAAACCAGCUGGGGCAGAAGUGAGGCCUUAGUUUAAGGCUGGGCUGAGACCAGGUCUGAGAGGGUGUUUUUCUGGACACAAUGUCCCUCAGGUUUGUCAUGAGUCUGGAAAGGGGUCUUGGAUGUGUGGGUCCAGGUGUUGGAAACUGUUGGCUUCUCACCCAUGAUCCUGCUCCUUAUAGGAGUAUCUCUGUUUCUCCUCACCAAUGCCCACCACUGUGCUGAUGUAACGAGGAAUUCAGUCAGUCGUGUGAAGCUGCCAUUGACCCAUAGUUGUAAAUCACAUUGACGAUGUGGAUUCUCUGGGGACCGGUGUGUGUGGAUUAGUGUUGUGAAUGUUGAUUCAUGAGCCAUGUAGUGUAAAAUAGACAAAUGACUCAUCACUGUAAUUGCAGCAUAUUGGACAGGCAUGGGGAAAUCCACAGAGCUUUUACUCUAUAUCACACAGUGUGUUUUUCAACGAGGAUGUAGUGAGCUCAGCUCUGUAUGCAAGCAGUAAGCAUUGCAAUCUGAAGGCAGACAAAGUCUAACUAAUUUCUAAAUGAGCUGCGUUUGGUGUAAAAACACUUAGCCAGCAGGUUGGAGAUGGAAAAAUCUCCUCCCCUUUCCAUGAUGAAAAAUGGCAACAGACGACAUCUGCUGCAGAUUGAAAUUUAAAGUAUACAGUGCUCUGAGGCAGAUGUUUUCUCUAGUGCUGUGAAUUGUGCCGCCACCUCGCAGGUUGCAGUAAAGCAGGUGUUUUACACUCUGUGUGUGUGUUACUGCUGUAAUGGUUGGUGUUUGAGUGAAUCUGCGCCAUCCCCUCAUGUCUCAUUCUGCUAGUCGGACAGUUUAACCAUCACUUUGAGGUGAGACUUUUGAGAAUAUGGCGUACUAUCCACUUAGUGAUGUGGAUAGACAUGGCCUCUUCUCACUAAGAGGAGUUUAUAUGAGUUGUGAUGAGUGGACUAGAGGUCAUUUAGGUACUGUGUUAGAGGGAUUUCCGGUCUGUGCCUCGUCACAGACAGGUCUGGGAUCAGUUUCCUCAGACUGGAGCCUGUGGCCUAACUGUGCCAGGCAAGGCUCGCGGAGAAGAGGAGCAUGACGCCGGCAUUGACUGAUCUCCACUUCCCCCAGACUUCUGUAUCAGAGGAAAUGGGGCAAUUAAGGACAGCUUGCUCAGGCACUGCAUGGGGUUAAUACCCGGCUCCCAUAAUUAAAAAUAAAUUACACUUUUCCUAUAUAAAUAUUCAAGCCCCUCUCCGAUGUGAGCCACUGCCUUUUUUAUGGUGCGUAAGCGCUUUUUUUUCUCCGGUUUUGGGAACAUCUGGCACAGCGUUUCCUGAACCAUCCACAGAAUAAAUUGAGUUUUGUUGCCUUUGAGAGAUUAGUCUGUGGGUGUGUUGUAUUGAAGUGGAUGGGGAAGGGAUGGAUCCCUUUGGGAGCUCUGUAUGGGACACAAGAGGCAGAGGCAAGGGUCCUGACUCUGGCUAAAACAGCCAUUUGUCCUGGCUUUGUCCUACUAUAGCGGAAAAUGGGUGAAAAGAUGGUAAUUUUAGUGAACGGCAUGGUAAUUAGAUCACAGGAAAUGGGUCACACCACUGAAAUAAGGGUGGCGCCUUGAAAAGAAUAACUUUGUGCAUCAUAAAUCAAACCACACAGCUAAAUUGUCAUAGACCAAUCAACAUGAAGAAUAUAGCUGUCGUCAUGGCGUCAGCUAAUGGGAUCCUAAAAAAAUGGAAUCUUGUGAAACCAGCACAUUGUAUUAUAGACACCAAUUAUCCGCAUCCAUUUUGUCCAUCUCUCUUUGCAGGAGAGUACAUUAAGACCUGGAGGCCCAGGUAUUUUCUACUCAAGACUGAUGGUACAUUCAUAGGCUACAAGGAACGACCACAACAUGUUGAGGCACUUGAGACCCCUUUAAAUAACUUCUCAGUAGCACAGUGCCAGCUGAUGAAGACGGAGAGGCCCAAGCCCAACACAUUCAUCAUCCGCUGCCUGCAGUGGACCACUGUUAUCGAGCGCACCUUCCACGUGGAGACCCCCGAGGAGAGGGAAGAAUGGACGAAGGCCAUUGAGGCCGUAGCAGACAGUCUACAGAAAGAGGAGGAGGAGAUGAUGGACUCCUCCCCAGACCCAAUGGACAUGGAAAUGUACCUGACCAAACCCAGACUCAAAGUGACUAUGCACGACUUUGAAUACCUCAAACUCCUAGGAAAAGGCACUUUUGGCAAAGUGAUCCUGGUGAAGGAGAAGGCCACAGGACGCUACUAUGCCAUGAAAAUCCUGAAGAAGGAAGUAAUCGUAGCGAAAGAUGAAGUGGCACACACACUCACAGAAAACCGAGUGCUCCAGAAUUCCAAGCAUCCGUUCUUGACGGGCCUGAAAUACUCCUUCCAGACUCAUGACCGGUUGUGUUUCGUCAUGGAGUAUGCGAACGGCGGAGAGCUGUUCUUCCACCUGUCCCGGGACCGGGUGUUUUCUGAGGAGCGGGCUCGGUUCUAUGGGGCGGAGAUAGUGUCAGCACUGGACUACCUGCAUGCUGAGAGGAACGUGGUCUACAGAGACCUGAAGCUGGAAAAUCUCAUGCUGGACAAAGACGGACACAUACAAAUCACUGACUUUGGACUGUGUAAGGAGGGGAUCACAGACGGGGCCACCAUGAAGACCUUCUGUGGGACGCCAGAGUACCUGGCCCCAGAGGUUCUGGAGGACAAUGACUAUGGCCGGGCGGUGGACUGGUGGGGUCUGGGCGUGGUCAUGUACGAGAUGAUGUGUGGUAGGCUGCCCUUCUACAACCAGGACCACGAGAAGCUGUUUGAGCUCAUCCUCAUGGAGGACAUCCGUUUCCCACGCACCCUGGGCCCUGAGGGCAGGUCCCUGCUCUCAGGCCUGCUCAAAAAGGACCCCAAGCAGCGGUUAGGUGGUGGACAGAAUGAUGCUAAAGAGAUCAUGCAGCACAAAUUCUUUGCUGGGAUUGAAUGGCAAGAUGUUUAUGAGAAGAAGCUGGUCCCGCCUUUUAAGCCGCAGGUUACCUCUGAAACAGACACGCGGUAUUUUGACGAGGAGUUCACAGCACAGACCAUCACUAUUACACCGCCCGGACAAGAAGACAGCAUGGAGUCGUUUGACAGCGAACGGAGGCCCCACUUCCCACAGUUCUCCUACUCUGCGAGUGGGACAGCCUAAACACCCCCUCUCAUUCCUCUGGUCCCAACAUUUCCCUUCACCCUACCAGACUGCACAUCCAACUACAUUCGCCCCAUCCUUUUUUUUUUAAACAUCCAGUGUCGCAUAUAGUAUUGUUGAACAGACAUUUGCUAUCUGCAAGUUUGGUAAUUAUAGGGGGAAAUACUUCAUACUACACAAAUGAAAAACUGGUUGUUUCUGUGGCUUCUUAAGACUUUUCUAAUGGUGAGAGAUAACACUACAGUGUUGCUUGUCUUGAUGAGUUGAGUCAGACAAGCUUGAUGUUCAUAAAACCACACUUUAUAGGAAAAGGGUGGCAAUGCAGCAAUGUGGUAUAUCAAUUUAGAAUGGUCAGGCUACACUUUCCUAAACUUCUAUUUGCCUUGCUUCUGUCAGCACCUGUUAUAUUUGUCACACAUUAUUCACCAAGUGAACAUUUUACGGGACCAUAAGGAUUGUAUCGGAAUUAGCCAUGUAAAAUGUAAAUGUCUUUUUGAUGUUCUUUGUUUAAGGCAAAGACAUAUUGUGGACCAACAGCAACAACAAAAUAUGACCAAUGACUUAAUUUUCCAUGUAGUGGGAGGUUUAAUCAUAUUUAGAUAUUGUUAUCAGGACUUUCACAUUACACUAAUCACUAUUUGACCAACACUUUGAAACCUGUUGUUCUGCCAUUUGAAUGUACCUAAUCAAUAAAAUGUAUAAUUCUGCAUACCUAACUGUAGAACAUGGUUGAUUCCCAUAGGACUUCCAUUCCUCAAAAGAUCAUUCUUAUAUAUAUAUAUAUAUAUGUUAGAGCCCCAAAACAUUCUAGAACAAAGGGAGAAUGACAUGGUCUAUUGACCUCUGUCAGAGCGCUCCGCUCCAUUAUCAGGCUAAUGACAAAUUGUGCAAUACAAUGGCAGACACUUAAAGAACUGAUUGUGGGAGCAGGCAUACAAUGUAAAUGUGUUCAAGCUUGCCGUCACUGAAUCUCAGAACUGUGUCUACACGGUCAAUUGGAUAUCCUUUUGCUGUUGUCCCAUUUGAAAAGACAGUUACUCUAAUCUCUCUGGACUAUGUGCUUGGAUCAUGAUGCCUUCCUGUCUGAAUGCUGUGUUUCACUCUUGGCUGUUUCUUUCUGAACUGGCCAGUCAGGUACUGAUCCUUUCUGCCCAAUCAGGGAAUCGUCUGUCUCUGGGUUUUUUCCUCUUCCACAGUAUUGGGUGUUUUCCUCCCAGUGUAUUCACUACAGCCUCAAUGAGGUCACUGUAACAACAUACAGUCCUUCAGGACUUACUCCAUAAACAAGCUGGGCUGUGGUUCAGGGGAAAACAAGUAGAGUCUGCUUUGAUCUCUAUAGGUAGGGAUCAGGGUACAUGGUUCUGAGUUAUUUAUAGAAAACGAGUGACUGUGCCAAUGAUAUGCAAUUUCCUGCCCCAAAACAUGUAUUUGUACACUUAUUUGUACUUGUUACACUUUAGUCAAUUCUGAAAGGUGUGAACUAUUAAAGGCUUGUUUGCGUAAUUAAACCCUCUAUACAGAUUGCUGUAGAUAAACUGAGAAUCUUGGAAAUGCUUUUUGGGGAAACUGCACAGUGUUUCCAGAGGACUGAUAACUAUGAAGUUAAUGUUAUUGAAUGUAAAAGCAUUUUUAUUUUCACCUCAAUUCCUUGAUUGGAUUGUUACUUAUUCUUGUGCGCUGUGCCCCCUCCUGUGCACCCUUUGCUGUCACCCCCUAAAAAUGGGGAAAUGCCUUUAAUACCUUUAUUUUUUGUACCUGCCCUUUCCCAUUCCGGAAACUGAGGACACCAGCUUUAGUAAACAAAUAGUAUAACCGUUGUACACUUUUUACAGUUUCUUUCAAAUUUAUAUAAAAUGUCUUAACAAAA
Oncorhynchus nerka (sockeye salmon) is the source of this 6255-nucleotide messenger RNA. Its product is annotated as RAC-alpha serine/threonine-protein kinase-like. Gene Ontology annotation, cellular component: nucleus; cytoplasm. The transcript has 12 exons. The record is from RefSeq and is a predicted model, not a curated record. Bases 2886 to 4388 code for a protein of 500 amino acids. Lineage: Eukaryota; Metazoa; Chordata; Actinopteri; Salmoniformes; Salmonidae. Gene Ontology annotation, biological process: protein phosphorylation. Gene Ontology annotation, molecular function: ATP binding; protein serine/threonine kinase activity.